AUGCGUCUCCUCUUCUUUAUCAACGCGCUCCUGCUUGCCUCUUUGUGCCAGGCCUUGCCUGUGGCUCCGGCUCCUUCCACCAACGCCGAGGCCUUCCGCCUGGGCCUCCCCCUCCCCCGUCCCCGUUCAGUUCUUCGUUGCCCACCUGGUGGAUGUGACCAAGAGACUCUGAGCCGCCACAACAACCAGAGGAAGCGCGCCGCCGCCGCCGUGUCGCCCACGACAACCACCUCGUCCCCGGCCGAGACUUCCUCGGCCAGUGUCUGUGCCUACGGCGAGAACCUCCAAAAGUACACGCCGGGCAUUGCUGGCAUCCUCGCUCCCCCCGUCUGCCAGAUCGGAAACUACUGGUACCAGAGCGGCCAGCAGUACAACUUCCCCAUCGACGCCAUCAACCAGUCGUGCUACGUCCAGAUGGACAAGUGCCAGCUGGCCGCCAACCAAGGAGGCAACGUCGAGCCCCUGACCGUGGCCAACUGCAACGGCUGGCAGAUCCAGGCAUGUCUUGCGCAGGCCCAGCAGACGGUCGCCUCGUUGUAG
Molecule: messenger RNA, 540 nt
Organism: Apiotrichum porosum
Lineage: Eukaryota; Fungi; Basidiomycota; Tremellomycetes; Trichosporonales; Trichosporonaceae
Exons: 2
Coding region: 1-540 (179 amino acids)
Source: RefSeq, a predicted model, not a curated record